AGUUGUAAUCAACUGGUAGCGUUGAAACAGUUGGACAUUCAAAUUGAGAUUAAGUUCUGAAUAAAAGUUUCAGAAAGUAGUAACGAACGAGACGGAUUUCGUUGUAGAGUUAUAAAUGCAAACAUCACAUCACACGAAGCAGAAUUUGGAGGCUUAUCAAAUCCAUCAUUUGAUUUGAAGCAAACAUUAUCGGUUAUUCGGUUAAUAAAUUGAUAAUUUAUUUUCUGUUUUGCAAGUUUUCAAAAUGCCUAUUUUAACUAUUCAAACUAACGUCCCAAAGUCUGAAAUACCUGAAGAUUUUUUGAAAGUUACUGCUUCCCUAGUUGCUGAAAUUCUUAGGAAACCACUUUCGUAUGUACUUGUUCAGAUAAAUCCAGAUCAACUUUUGUCAUGGGGUGGAGGAACUGGCCGUUGUGGCCAUGCAGAACUUAACAGCAUUGGUAAUUUAGGAAAAGAGGAAAAUAUUGCUCUCUCCAAACAGCUCUUUAGCCAUUUUGAAAAAACACUGAAAAUACCUUCAGAUAAGAUGUACAUUAAGUUUGAGGAUCUGAAGAAAGAGAAUGUUGGUUAUGCUGGAACUACAUUUGCUGGAAUGUAAAUUUGACGACUUAUGACUUAGACUGGAUCUUCAUUUGUUGAAAUAUGAAAUUGAUGAAUAUUGUUUUGUUAA
This is a messenger RNA of Parasteatoda tepidariorum (common house spider), 670 nucleotides long. RefSeq names its product macrophage migration inhibitory factor homolog. Gene Ontology annotation, molecular function: phenylpyruvate tautomerase activity. NCBI's taxonomy places the organism in Eukaryota, Metazoa, Arthropoda, Arachnida, Araneae, Theridiidae. The record is from RefSeq and is a predicted model, not a curated record.